CAAAAGAAACUCAUACUCAAUUUUAAUACACGUAAUUAAUUUUUCUUUCUCUUGUAAAAACAAAUAAAUUUAGGACAAACAAUUUCUAUUACACAUUCGAUAAGAGAUUGAUCAUUUCAAAUCGGGAAAAGCAAACUUUUAUCUAAAUUAAUGUAACAGAAAAUCCAGAUUAAGCAACAAAAAUCCUAUCUUUCUUGAUUGGAGAUAUGUAUGGAUAUACCGUAUAUAGUAAUGGAAAUAAAAAAAAUGGGUUUCUUUAUGAGAGCGGUUUCCAUAAGAAGAAUCUGAGUGUAUGAUAGGUUGGCCAGCAGUAUCCGACAUAAAAAAAUCUUUUCUUUCUUUUUUUAUUUUUUUUAUUUUGGGUCUCAGACGAAAAAAAAAAAUCAAAGGAAGGAAAUUUCCUCGAAAGUGCAAGUAUCUUUUCUUCGCCAUUCCGCCAUUCAAUUCCAAAUAUUUUUAUUCAACCAGACCUCUGAUCCCAUCCGGCACAGCAUUACUUGAAAAUUAGCAAAAAAUAACAAGACUGCUGUUCUGGGUUGAACGAGGAAGACGGAGAAUCGAAAGUACCAAACUGUCAAGACUUGUUGUUGUACGGGCCUCACUGCCAUUGAAAUUUCCUUUUGGCUAAGAAACGUAUCCAUUUUCUUUCCUUUUAAUGUGGGGUUUGAUUCAUUCCCAGUUGACGCGUUGCCAGAAUUCACCUAAAAAGUUCCGACUUGCGGCCGUCCAUUUAAAUUGAGGAUAAAAACCUCCCCUGUUUUUGUGAUGCUCUUUUUGUUCAUGGGUGUCGCCAACUUAUUCUGAUUUUAAUACUUGAAGAUGGAUUACAAGCUACAAAUGGUCGGGGUUCAACCCCACCUUGAAAUGGGAUCGCUACAUGAUCAGUCCGUACAUGAAUUUGACGAAGAAAGCCUCUUUCCCCCGCAAACAGAUGAUCAAAAGACACCUUCUGUCAAUUCAGUUGAACUUGGAGCACUUUCUGGUAGUUUUCCAGUUGGUGGUAGUAAAAUAAUAAGGAAUGGAGUAUGUAGGAGCAUAAAGACUGUAGUUUUCUCAAACAAACUCAACUUGCUUAUGCCUUUCGGGCCUCUGGCAAUCCUGGUUCAUAAAUUGAGCGGUCAUAAUGGUUGGGUCUUCUUUCUAAGCUUAUUGGGUAUAACACCCUUGGCUGAGCGUUUGGGUUAUGCCACAGAGCAGCUGGCAUUUUUCACUGGGCCUACAGUUGGGGCUCUGCUAAAUGCUACGUUUGGAAAUGCAACGGAAAUGAUUAUAUCGAUUUAUGCACUGAAAAAUGGGAUGAUGCGCGUUGUGCAGCUGUCAUUGUUAGGCUCAAUUUUGUCAAACAUGUUGCUGGUUCUUGGAUGUGCUUUCUUCUGUGGUGGUCUUGUUUUUCAUAGAAAGGAGCAGGAAUUUAACAAGGCAACAGCAGUUGUGAAUUCAGGACUGCUGUUGAUGGCAGUCAUGGGCUUGCUGUUUCCAGCAGUCCUUCACUAUACUCACACUGAGGUGCAUGCUGGGAAGUCAGAGUUGGCUCUUUCGAGAUUCAGCAGUUGUAUCAUGCUUGUGGCCUAUGUUGCCUAUCUUGUUUUCCAGUUAAAGAGUCCAAAAGACACCUAUGUUCCCAUUAAUCAGGAAGUCAGUCAGAAUGGGGAGAAUGUGGAUAAUGAUGAAGAUGAUGGUGAGGCUCCAGAGAUAUCUAAAUGGGAAUCAGUGAUUUGGCUUGCAAUUAUGACAGCUUGGAUUUCAAUCCUAUCUGAGUAUCUGGUUGAUGCCAUAAAGGGAACAUCUGAUGCAUGGGACAUACCAAUUGCCUUUAUUAGCGUUAUCUUGCUCCCAAUUGUUGGGAAUGCUGCAGAGCAUGCUAGUGCUAUCAUGUUUGCCAUGAAAGACAAGCUUGACAUAUCAUUGGGAGUUGCAAUAGGUUCUUCAACACAGAUAUCUAUGUUUGGUGUAGGUUUUUUGCAUUAGUAGUAGCCCCUUUUGCCCCAAUAUCUUUUCCCACAUUUAUAUUUUUGUUAUCAAUGUCUGUUGAGUUGAGUGGUCAUGAUAGAUAUUCAUCGUCGUAGUUAGUCAUGUAUGCUUGAAACAAUUAUGUGCAAGAUGGCGGUAAAGCUACUCUUCUCUAAAUUAAGACAACUCUUGAAUCCUUGAUGUGCAAGUUCUUUACCUUGCGUGUAUUCUGACGUUUGUAUUAUGCUGUAACUGCAGAUUCCUUUCUGUGUGGUUAUUGGGUGGAUGAUGGGACGCCAAAUGGACUUGAACUUCCAACUUUUUGAGACAGCAACCCUCUUCAUAACUGUUAUUGUAGUAGCUUUCUUUCUGCAGGAAGGAACUUCAAAUUACUUCAAAGGACUAAUGCUUAUUCUUUGCUAUCUCAUAGUUGCUGCAAGUUUCUUUGUACAUGAAGAUCCUACUGAUAAGAAUUAAACGGGAACAUAACCAACAAAGGAAGGAGCAGUGAAAUGGAGUGGAUUUUUGAACCAAAGAGAAGAAAAAGGUUAUUGGUUGGAGCACAUGCUGCUGCUGUAUAUAUUUUCAUUCGUUCCUAGACUAGAUGGCAGAGAAUUGUCCAUUUAUCUGGUUGGGCUUGUUCAGUUGGUAUUGCUGAAUAGGUAUCACAGUCGUUGUCACCUUUGGUGGAAAACUUUGAUUUAAAAUUUAAUGGCGAAUUGGUGAAACUGUAUACAUUAGAAAAAUGUUAAGUGUUUUGGUUUUGAUAGCUAUGUAAUGGCAAUUGUUUUGUGUACAACUGCUUUUGACCUCUAUUCAUUGUGGGAUUGGAACUGCACUGCAUUGCAUUGCAUGAAAUGCAACAA
Molecule: messenger RNA, 2816 nt
Organism: Rubroshorea leprosula
Lineage: Eukaryota; Viridiplantae; Streptophyta; Magnoliopsida; Malvales; Dipterocarpaceae
Source: the annotation of a GenBank genome assembly